Messenger RNA from Carassius gibelio (silver crucian carp), 2325 nucleotides. RefSeq names its product FA complementation group E (gene fance). Gene Ontology annotation, biological process: interstrand cross-link repair. Lineage: Eukaryota; Metazoa; Chordata; Actinopteri; Cypriniformes; Cyprinidae. Bases 160 to 1668 code for a protein of 502 amino acids. Gene Ontology annotation, cellular component: Fanconi anaemia nuclear complex. The record is from RefSeq and is a predicted model, not a curated record. The transcript is spliced from 10 exons.
ACUGAUUCGAAACUUGGUACACACAACUUCCUAGUUCCUACAUGAGCUGUCAUUGUUUUGAUAAUCUAGAUUUUUACCGUUUCUGGGAGCCACUACGACUAUCAUUUUGAAGUGACAGUAGUAGCAGGCGUCGUUGAUCUCUGUGACUGAGGUCCAGUGAUGGAUCUGAAAGCUCUGUUGCAGCGUUUUGACGGACGGUCGCGGUUACUGCUUCAUUCGCUGCAUUCAGGAGCAGCCGGGGCGAGCAAUGCACAGACCGUUUUCAAUAAACAGCGCAGAUCGGAUCCAGAUUUCACGCUAAAUCCGUUAUUAGAAACUUUGUGCCAACAAGAACCAUGUGUGCACGAGGACGCUCUCGUUCUUAAACCUUUGGUGUGCCUGUUUUCUGAAGGCUUUAAACGAAAUCUGCUGUGUUUUCUACAUCUGCUUCACCCUGGACUACCCAAAGACCAUGUUCUCCACCUGCUUCAGUGUCUGACUCAGGAUGAUGUGGAAAAUCAGUGGACUUGUGUCUUAAUCAAGCAGCUCCAAAGAGAUCUUGAGGGCACUAGGAAAGGGACCCUCCUCACCUCCGAUGGUACAGGGAAACUAAAGAGUCUCUGUGAGAGAUUCAGGAAUACUAAUGCAAAAGGGAAAUGGGCUUAUUGUUUUGAGGAUCUUGAAACAGAGGAUAAAGAGACCAACAUGCCUGUUUUAUCUCAGAAAAAGAGGAAAAGCGACAACAUGGAUCAUGAUGGAGAUGCCCAAGAAGAUCACCAAUGUAAAAGGGUAAAGACAGAUUUCUGUCCAAGUGAAGAAGAAGAGAGGUUGACUGAAGAGGAGGAACCAAAAAUCAGAACGUCACAGCUGCAACAAAGUGCUGCUUCUGUAUCACAGGCUCGCUCUGAUGUGUUGGGUUCUUCAACAAAUCUGCCAGACCACAUGAAGGCUGCUGUUCCCGUGAUCAAAGAAUUACUAGAUACGGAGUCAGCAUGGGAUAAGAGCUCUGUGUCUGCUCUGAAAGUAUUUCAUGAAUGUGACCCCAAUGAGGUGGAGGUAUUGUGUUCGAUGCUGUGUUUGUCUGAAGCGUCUGAACAGAGUUUACCUCAGUUCUGUAGCUGCCUGCUGGAACUGUCUCCAGACCUCAGCCACAGCACUGCUUCUGCUGUGAUCACACACCUUCUGCUGCCAAAAAUUCUGUCCCUUGCAGAACCUGCCUCUCGCUGUUUGGUAACAGCAGUAAUGUCUCUUUGCACUCGUUACCCCAGGCCGACCUGUCAGGCUCUGAUAGAGCCAGUUUUACGGAAGGGUCAAACUGAAAGCGCCCAGGCAGAGGUACUCUGUAGACUGGUAGUGGACUGCCUUGAGCCACAUCACAGGCUGCUUGUAUUUCGAACAAUACUUGGAGUGCCCUGGGAUGAGGGAGUGUUAUCAGUCAUCCAUGCACUGCUGGAUUCAGAGCUUGAGCUGAGUGAGGAGGAUUUCUCUCUCUUCACUGAUCAGCUUUGCAGCCAGUCUCCACAUUUCAGCAAAUCUAUGAAGUUUGCCAAGAUGUUGCUGAGUGUCUUGACCAAGUAUCAGUCACAUGUGAAUCCUGCAUGCCACCAUACACUUUCCAGUUGCCUGUCUUUCAAUGAAACCUUCCUCAAGAAAUCAUUGCAGGCUGCAUUAAAACGAAUUUCCCUUUGAAUCGUAUUAUGUCCAUUUUAAAUGCCACUUUACUAGUUUCAGUCAUUCUGAUUGUAAAAUGUUGUGAAUAUAUUUUGUAAAUGUAAUAAAAUGUAUUUGUAUUGUAUAGCUGUAUUGAUAAAAAAAAAAAAAAAAUUAAAAUAUUGAAUUGGAUAACUCUUCAUAUCAACAGGGUUUAAAGGUUUCCGGGGUGGGGAAGUAAUGUAAAUAAUGAUUCAUAAAAAAAAUAAAAUAACAAUGUUCACAUAGGAGAGGAGCAGCUUUCACUCUCAACCAAACUAACAUUACUAGCCAAUCAGAAUUAUUUGCUCUUAUAAACAUGAGAUGCGCAUAAUUGUAUCCAAUUGCAGAGUUUCAGACCUGAUUAAUGGAGAACCAUAACGUAUAAAAAAAAUCUGCUGCGAGGCGCAAGAUGUCAAUCUAGUGUGUAUGUAGAUAGAAAAAUGAAUUACAAGCAGCGGGGCUUUGUUAACCUCUCAGAGUAAUCAUGUCAUCUCCGUAAGAACAAUAUGAUUGCCAGAACAAAUUUACCUGGAUUUUUGAAAAGGUCCUGUUCAUUCAUGAUCUCUUACAAUACUCUUAAUGGUAACUUAUGUCACGUGGUAAAGUGAAACAUCACCAGGCCUCUGGAGGGAUUUGCUAUAAUACAAAAGUGCU